Molecule: messenger RNA, 450 nt
Organism: Penicillium paradoxum
Lineage: Eukaryota; Fungi; Ascomycota; Eurotiomycetes; Eurotiales; Aspergillaceae
Product: putative phosphoglycerate mutase family protein
Exons: 2
Coding region: 1-450 (149 amino acids)
Molecular function (GO): catalytic activity
Source: RefSeq, a predicted model, not a curated record
AUGUUACUGCAUUGGAUCCUCCCAGCUAUGUGUUUUCAACUCGCCGCAUCCGCCAAGCUCCAUCCGACAGUCUAUAUAAUCCGACACGGCGAGAAGCCUGCAAACUCAAACGACCAUGGCUUGACCUUGGAUGGAGUCAAGCGGGCCCAGUGUCUGCGACAUGUUUUCGGCAAAGCCUCGGAGUAUGAGAUUGGGCAUAUCAUGGCGCCUCAUGUGCGAUGGGAUGGCGCACAUGGCCGUGCAUUUCAGACUGUUUUGCCCCUCGCUAACGAUCUUGGCCUCGCAGUCGACACGCAUUGCAAGCGGAAGAAAGUGGAAUGCGUGGCGGAGACCAUUAGGUCAUAUGAUGGACCGGGCAAUAUUCUGAUUGCGUGGCGGCACUCGAAUAUGGGCGGCAUUGAGGAGGAGCUUGGUCUCCUUGAGCCUAUCAAGUAUCCGGAUGAGCGGUAA